Messenger RNA from Aphanomyces astaci, 1392 nucleotides. RefSeq lists its product as hypothetical. Lineage: Eukaryota; Oomycota; Saprolegniomycetes; Saprolegniales; Verrucalvaceae. The transcript has 2 exons. Bases 1 to 1392 code for a protein of 463 amino acids. The record is from RefSeq and is a predicted model, not a curated record.
AUGAAGUCAACCGCGCUCUUAACUCCGAUGGCCUUGAUCAUGGCCAUGAUGGUCCAAGAUGCUUCUGCCCACGGCCGUCUGCUGGUGCCUCCGCACCGCGGCUACAUUGGCAAACUGCCGCAAUUCAGUGACUUUGUUCCAGUCAACUUCGGUGACCACAGCCUCAGCGCUGGUGGCAUUAGCCAAACCAGAGGCGGCAAACACGGGAUAUGCGGCGACAGGUACUCUGGAAAGCGCUUGCAUGAGACUGGCGGUGAAUUCGCCAAGUUCCCCCAACAUCGCGAAAAGGUCAUCGGGGCCUGCUACGCCCCUGGCUCCGCAAUGGACCUUCAAGUCCAACUCACGGCCAACCACAAGGGAUACUUUGAGUUUGGGCUGUGCAAACUGAACUCGCUCAACGACAAAGAAACGGAAGAUUGCUUCAAAACGCUUGUCCAGCCCAACGGCGAAAAGGACUGGCAAUUGCCAGCGGGGUCCAAGACCUUCAACAUGCAGUACAUGCUCCCCGAUGGCUUGUCGUGCGACGGCGACUCACACUGUGUGCUUCGGUGGCACUACGUCGGAUGGAAUAACCCGGAUGUGGGUAUCGACGGCCAAGAGCAGUUUUGGAACUGCGCCGACAUUUACGUGAGCAACUCGUGCGGGUCCAGCCCGUCACCUAGCUCGUCCCAGUCCACGCCCAGCACGUCCACGCCUUCGACGUCCAAGCCGGCCAUGACCAACGACCCCAAACCCACUGCCCCCUCGUCCAGCGCCGACACCCCUGUGACCACGGACACCCCUGUGACCACGGACACCCCUGUGACCACAGACACCCCUGAUGAGUACAAGUGGUGCGGUGCUGGCGACAGCAAUCCGUCGCCAUCGCCUUCGAACGCUCCCAAUCCUUCGACUACCUCCAGCCCCAAUCCUUCGACUACCUCGAGCCCCAAUCAUUCGACUACCUCCAGCCCCAAGCCUUCGCAUACCUGCAGCCCCAAGCGUACCCCUUCCAGCAACCCCUCCACGACUAAGCAACCGACGCUGCCCCCAUCACCUGGAACCCCUGGUGUUCAUAAGAAAGUGAGCUGGAACUGGUUUACAUCAUCUACCACCGAUUGCGACGCCAGCUUGAGCAAGGACACGUUGAACCGUGGGUUGUACAUCGGAGGAGAGAAUAUCCCUGCCGACUGUGGCAAGACCGCGUCUUUCACUUACGAUGGCCGCACCGUCAAAGCUACGUAUGCUUGGCGGACCACUGGGGGCCAAGGCUACAACGAGUUGUCACCUCAAGCUUUCGCCCAAUUGCUUGGCUCAAACGCCAAUGCCGCCAACUUUAACUCAGCAACUGACUUUCAAGCUGCUAUUAAUGACCCCGGCCAUGUUUUCUCCACGUGUUCGGGAACGUGCUAA